This is a messenger RNA of Arabidopsis thaliana (thale cress), 1070 nucleotides long. Its product is annotated as HTH-type transcriptional regulator. The transcript has a single exon. The record is from RefSeq and is marked reviewed. The coding region runs from base 241 to 732 and encodes 163 amino acids. NCBI's taxonomy places the organism in Eukaryota, Viridiplantae, Streptophyta, Magnoliopsida, Brassicales, Brassicaceae.
CACAACACAGAAGCUGUCAUCCUCCCAACUUACUUAAACAGCCUGUCAUUGUCCCCACUUGUCGUUCAAACUUCAAAAUAAAUAUUAAAAACACAUAAUCACAAAAAGACAAAACAAAUCCAAUGUGGCAUAUUCUUUUUAUAUAUAUAAACACACAAAAACACAUCUCACUUCUCAUCUCCUUUCUACUAUUCCCUUUUGGCCGGAAACCGAGUCGACUCAUUGAGUCAAACCAAACCAAUGGGUAUAUGCAGCUCGUACGAGUCGACACAAGUCGCAACGGCGAAGCUGAUCUUACACGACGGAAGGAUGAUGGAGUUCACAAGUCCGGUCAAAGUUGGUUACGUGUUACAAAAGAAUCCGAUGUGUUUCAUAUGUAACUCCGAUGAUAUGGACUUUGACAACGUUGUAUCCGCCAUUAGCGCCGACGAGGAGUUUCAGCUUGGUCAACUGUACUUCGCUCUUCCUUUAAGUUCGCUUCAUCAUUCUCUUAAAGCCGAGGAAAUGGCUGCAUUGGCUGUUAAAGCUAGCUCUGCUCUUAUGAGAAGUGGUGGUUCAUGUGGCCGAGAUAAAUGUCGGUGUCGUCGGAAAUGUGUGUCUCCGGUGAUCUUUUCUGCUCGAAGAGUGGCGGCGGUGGGAGCUAAUGGAGAGACAAGGAAUGGGAAAAGACGCGGUGGUGGUGGUAGCGGGAGGAGGAAGUAUGCGGCGAAGUUGAGUAAGAUAGAAGAAUGAAGGGUAGUUUGGUGAUUUAGUUAUUAUUGUAGGGUUAAGUUUGUAAAUAUGUAGUUAUUAUCGGAGAAGUAUUGUUGUGCCUAAUGCAAAUUGCGUUUUGCAACGUGGGAAAACUUAUUGUACUUGGUUUACUAAUCAUAUGAGUUGAGAAAGACCAAAAAUCUCAUAUUAUGGAUUUAAGUUACAAUUUUACGGUUGCAUUUUCUUACCAAUCAUUCAAAAGAUAUAUAGUUUAUAUGUGGUGUGAUUUUAAUACAAUGUGGUUCUAAUGCGGUGCAAAAUUAUUAUUAGCUGCAUUUAAAAUCGCACACCAAUAAUCCAAAAAGUGUAGUGUAUUU